Molecule: messenger RNA, 1893 nt
Organism: Pseudophryne corroboree (corroboree frog)
Lineage: Eukaryota; Metazoa; Chordata; Amphibia; Anura; Myobatrachidae
Gene: CENPH
Product: centromere protein H
Exons: 9
Coding region: 119-877 (252 amino acids)
Biological process (GO): mitotic spindle organization; kinetochore assembly; chromosome segregation
Cellular component (GO): nucleus; kinetochore
Molecular function (GO): kinetochore binding
Source: RefSeq, a predicted model, not a curated record
GUAUCACUGUGCUGCUUCGCUCUCCUCCCCUCCCAGUCCCAGGCAGCGGUGGUCACAUGACGGCGGCUGAUCCUCCCGAGGUCCCUUACCCCAGUCUGGCCGGCGCACAGCGGGAGUUAUGAGUACGAGCAGUGUAACCCGAGAGCCGAGCUCUCUGUUGUCCCCGCAGAAGCAAAGCGCCGAGUUGGGGAAAGGGGCCGCGAUGGGGACCCCCGGUGACCUCCCCCCAUCUGCAAUGAGUCCAGUGGAACUUCUGAAACGCUGCCAACAGCUGACAAAGUGGAAGUGUGAUCUCCAGAAAAGGAUUUAUGCAGCUGAAGUUUCUAUGGGAGAUUUAUCACCUGAAUUACUUACAGAGGAACAUAUGACACAAGUAGUUAAAAAUCUAGAAAAAGAGGUUGACAAGCUGAGAACUAUAUUCCGCAACAAAAGAUUGGUGCUAGACAGAUUACAUGUAUCUGAUGUAAUGUUUGACAAGAUAUUUGAGAAGAGCACAGAGGCACAGUUAAUCGGUAAGACGAUGGAACACAGUACAGACCUCAGCAUUCUUCUAAUACAGUCACAGGAGGAGAUAAGCAUUUUGGAGGAACAAUUGAUGGAAGUCAAGAAAAAGAGAAUGCAUCUUGCAGAGAGUUCUUCCACAAUGAUGGCACAAUUUAAAAAGGAGAAAGAAAAUCCGUUUAAGUACUUGGAAGAAUCCGAUAAUUCUAAAAUAAAAAAUAUAAGUAAACGCCUCUCGAAGGAAAGGGAUGUUACCACAGUGCUCCAAAAUGUUUUCCAGAGACUGAUUAUUGGCAGUUGUGCAAACUGGGCAGAAGAUCCAAAACUAAGAGAGGUGGUUCCCAAAUUGGGAAAAAGUGCAGACCAAUUUGUCUAAUUCGACUGUUUUCUGCAUACAUUUUACCUAAAUGCUUUUGUUGGUUUAACAGGUUUAUAUGUACAUUUCUUAAAUGAAGGUUCUACUUUUAUAUAGCAUAGUAUAAAAUGUAGUCUAAGAGAUCGCUGAAAUGUUGCUUAAGAGAUCGCUGAAAUGUUGCUUUAGUCGUUAUAACUUUAUUUCGGCGUAUUCAUAGCUGAUAUUACAUCUGCAUCAGCAGUAUAGGAAUCCCUUUGAAGAUUAUGCGGCUACAGUUUUACUUACAAUUAAGAUCCCGCAACUAGCUCCGUUAUGUUGUAGACCACCUGUUUGAGAAAAUACAUUCCCUAUCAGGCACAGUGGGCAGAGGCUGGCCUGCAUGUUUAGUAAGCAGUGGACAGGCAGAAGUCAUGUGGCACAGGAAAUAUGAUGCUUUAAAAAUUGUGAGCUUUACAUUUAAUGCCAUUACGGCCUCCUGGUGCUUUGACCAUCAAGAUGGAUGGAGAUCCGAGACCCUACGUGGGUUUCAGCACUUCCUUCACUUCUCAUGUGGGUGCCAGGGUCCUAAAGCAUCCAGGGAAGAAGCGGUAACGGACCAUUGAAGGUCACUAAAGACAUAUCUACUUGCUCUAAAUGCUGUUUGGGCAUUGUACGCCCCGAGAAGUGUAAACUUGGUGAAGUGAUAAAGCACCAGCCAGUCAGCUCCUAACUGUCAUUUUUUAAACCCAGCCUGUGACAUGGUAGUCAGGAUCUGAUUGGCUGGUACUUUAUCACCUUCUACUUUAUCACUUCACUGAGCUUAAUAACUCUGCCCCUGAGCAACAGAUGAGAUGAUGCCGCUCAAGAGAGCAUCAUUGGGGCCCACUGCGAAUAUAAAUGUUCUCUUGGAGCAUGUUAAAAUCUGGAUUUGUUAGUGAUGGACAAAUACUUCUUGUUGCGUCUUGCUAUUUUCCAAACUCUGUAUAAUGCCAGGCUUGUGUAUUAUCCAGUAACGUUUGCUGCACAAAGGUUCAAUAAAAUGCAUUCCAUUCACGGUG